Molecule: messenger RNA, 1424 nt
Organism: Paramisgurnus dabryanus
Lineage: Eukaryota; Metazoa; Chordata; Actinopteri; Cypriniformes; Cobitidae
Source: RefSeq, a predicted model, not a curated record
UUGGUUGGUUGUUUGUUUGUUGGUUGGUUAAUAAUUGAGAGUCUGUAUCCUACUUGUCGUUGAUUUACAGAAUGCCAAAUCUUAAUUGGUGAAUUUGUGAUUGGCGAUUAACCGAAUUAAUAAAAGUAGAAAAGUAAGUUGGACUGUCUUUAGCAAUACUGUGUUAAGGACUGGACUGUAACAGGAGGCUAUGGAGAAACCAUGCAUCUUAGCCACCACGCUAGGAGAAAAUGGGGGCAUCGAUCGGCGUUUUGCGCCUUGUAUUGAGAAACACUUCACUAUAGUCCCAUAUGAGAAAUUUGUUUCGAGGAAAGAGGACUUCGCUGACAAAAUCCAGGCUCUGUUUGUUUGGAAUGCAACAAUAAAUGUUGAUCGUAAUCUGUUACAGUCCUUACCUAACCUCAAAGUUGUAGUAAACGGUGGGGUUGGAGUAGACCAUCUUGAUAUUUCUCUUAUCAAUAGCUUUAGAGUCAAAGUUUGCAACACUCCUCAUGUGGUGGACAAUGCCACUGCAGAUAUUGGCAUGGGUUUACUGUUAGCGUCUGCACGAAAGAUUGUUGAGGGACACAUUUUUAGUAGGUUUCGGGAAUCUGAUGAUUUGACAACGAUAUCCUUGGGCACUGACGUUAGUGGAGCCACCCUUGGCAUAGUUGGGAUGGGUAAAAUUGGAUACAAAGUAGCUAGGAGAGCUCAAGGGUUUGAGAUGAAAAUCCUUUACCACAAUAGGAAUCGAAGGACAGAGAGUGAAGAAAGAGCAGUUGGGGCCACAUAUUGUGAAAGUAUGGAAGAGUUGUUGCGGAGGUCAGACUUUGUCAUGGUGGUAGUCGAUCUAAACCCUCAGACACACAAGCUGAUUGGUGCCAAAGAGCUUGCAUUGAUGAAACCCAGCGCAACCCUUAUCAACAUUAGCAGAGGUUUGGUUGUGGACCAAGAUGCUUUAGUGGAUGCUCUGCAAAAGAAAGUGAUACGAGCCGCAGCAUUAGAUGUUACUUAUCCUGAGCCACUGCCCAGGGACCAUCCCCUGCUGUCCUUCCCAAAUGUCAUCGUCCUGCCCCACUUUGGAACCCACACUAUGGAAACGACACAGGUUAUGGUGGAGAGGAUGGUGACCAAUGCCUUGGCUGUUCUCAAUGGAGACCAGCUUCCUGACGAAGUCAAGGCAUAGCGCCAAGAUCACAGAGCCAUCUGUCCAUUCUUUCUUUACAGCAAAAGAAAAACCGAUUUUAUUUUAUCAUUAUAAAACUGAAAAAAAAGUUUGUGAGUAUUCUGUGCAUGAUAUUAUAUAUUUAAAGUUGGUGGUUUGUAAAACUGAGCAGUAGUUUAUAUUUCUCACUGUUACAUUUCUUAGUAAAAUCAUAAAAUGUAUACUGAUCCUGCUAUGAAAAAAUACUCUAAAAAUAAACUUAACCCUUCAGGAAAGAAAA